AGGUGCAUAAAUGGAAGGUUCCAUUGUUUCUGAAAGGCUAGAAGAUGAAUCAGAGAUGUUGUUUUUGGAGGAAGAGGAAAAUCUACCAGGGCACAUCUGGACACAGGAAGAACAAAUAAAAGAUGAUGAAUUUCCAUAUGGAUACGCAGCAGAAAACCUCCAGGAUGACGAUGUCCUUGAUGUAAUAAAUGACAGUUUUGAUUCUGACUCUGAGUGGUCCAGUGAACAGCACACAGAUCAAUAUGAGAUAGUUAAAGAUUUCAGCUAUCUCGAUAAGGUUCAGAUGUUCCAACUUCGUAAAAAACUGAACCAGCUGGAUAGUUUCCAACAGGAUAAGGAAUUAAUGCUUCAGAAAAUCAGGGAAGAGCUCAGAGCAUGCCAAGAGAGAAUGGAGUCUUUGGAGCAACAGAAAUCUAGUGUGGAAAUGGAGAUUCAGACAGAACAACAGGCUAAUAACAUAGCUGCUGUGUUCCGUCUGCGGGCACUUUACAAGAGACUGGACACUGAGCUGAACAACGAGCAAGAUGUGCAGUCAAAGAUUGUCACUGUGCUGAAAGAUAAUGAGUAUGACCUCUGGCACGUUGAUGUGGAACAGAGGAAAUUUGAGGAUAUCCGUGAGAGGCUUGCACAGGAUGAAGAAGACCUGGAUAGACAGAACAAGGACUUGGCAGACCAGAGGGCGCACAGGGAGAAAAUGUCACUGACUCAGACUAAGCGCAGGAAGCAGGCAGAAAAACAGCAGGAAAUGAACAAGCUGAAAGAACGGGAGCAACAGUAUCGUAAAGUGGUUGCAGACGCGCAGAAGAAUCAUGAAAAAGCCGUUCAGUUUCUGAAGGAAACAAUGACAAGAGUUCGUGAGGAAGAAUCUGAAAAAGAGAAGAAAAGCAGAGAGGACAUGGAGAAAAGGAUGCAGGCUGUCCUGUCCCUGAAGAAGAAUAUAUCUACAAACCGGGAAAACCUGCGUGUCAUUGAGUCUCAGAACAAAGCACAGGCAGCCAUAGCAAAAAAGCAAGAGAUGCUAGAAAAGGAGGAGGUGCUCGCUAAAGGUGGAGAUGUUACAAAGUAUGUUAUCCAACAGAAGCGACUUCAGGAGUUUGAGAGAAAGAAGAAGGAAUUUGAAGAGUCACAAAAAUUAAGAAAGCAAGAAAUUAUUAGUCGGAUUUUACAAGAGGAAGCCAGCCAAGCGAAACAGAAAAAACAGACCUCUUCUACAGAAAUGAGCAAGAGUCAGGAAAGCAUGAAACUCCGAGCCAAAACAUUGCAGUAUAUUCAGUCAACCAUGUUGACAGAGCCUGAUGAGGAGCUGGGUCACCAGCAGACGUGGAGGUCUCCAUCUCCUUUGUCAUCUGAUGAAGAAGAAAACUUCUCAAUUCAGGAGUAUCCUGGUGUAGCACAGGAGAUAGCUCAUGUACUAAAAGAGGAAAGUGAGAGUCUUUCUAAGCCAGAGUUCAUGGGAUUAUGGAAUCAAGACUACAAGCCCUAUAAGGUGCCAAAAGAAGAAGAAACUAAGCCUAUAGGUGGCAGUAAAAUGGAAAAGGACAUUAUGGCAGAGUCUUUGAGGAAGCUUCGGAGUGGAAUAGUUCAAAAGCAAGUGGUUUCAGGCCAUGAAUUUAAGGGCUGCCCAUUUUAUAGUAAACCAAAGGUUAUUCAUUUUAAGGACCUUGAUGUGGGUAAGACGUAUAAGAAAAAAGUCACUUUGACAAACACAUCAAAUACAAUAAAUUUCUGCAAACUGGUGGAAGUGAGUGAUAACCUGAAGGACUUCAUCACUAUUCAAUUUGACCCACCUGGACAAAUGUCUGCUGGAAUGUCAUGUGACAUGGUGGUUACAUUUAAACCAAUGAUUGAUGAAGAUCUCGACGGCGAAGUGAAGUUCCUGGCGCAGACAGGUCCUUUCGCAGUUCCUGUAAAGUGUACCACUAAGAAGUGUGAGCUGGCCCUGGAUAAGGAAUACAUUGACUUCGGCACGUAUGUCAUUGGAGAAAUGGUGACACUGAUGGUGACAUUAACAAACCGAGGAGCUCUCGGGACAAAUUUCCGUGUUAGGCCAUUGACUCAGGCUAACAACAUAAGGAAGACACCUGUAGAGGUCCUCUCUAAGCAAAUGAUAACUCCAGUUUCCCCUGAACACAUCUCUAGAGACACAAAUACUUCUGUUUCCAUGGAUUCCACAAAGCAGGAACAUUUAGAAGCUUUAGAGUGUAACCAAACAGAGCCAGCAAUAGAAGAAACAACCCCUCCAGAUGAGGAAACUGAAAGUUCCAAGCUACAAACAGAAGCAAGCAUAGAAUAUGUCAAUGGGGAAGCUCCUGUUGUUGUGGAAAACACAGACAGUGGAGAUGAACAUCUGUAUGGAGUGACCCAGAAAGAAACUGCAGAUAUCAAGCUGGGUGAGGUAACGGAGGGAGAGAUAGGACCUUUUACUACAGUGAAAAUUCCAAUUAUCUUCACUCCAACCAUACCGGGAAAAGCAAGUGCAUUGUUUGAGAUCAUCUUUGAGAAUCAAAACGGCAAAGCUAUUCCUGUCACAGCCAUUGGAGUGGCAAUUGAUGUUCCUGUGUACGUUCCAAAUUCAAAUGUAGAUUUGAAGAUAUGUACCUUUGAUCGCCUGUACCAGGAUAGUGUUGUUGUUAAAAACAGAGCAACAACCGCCCUUCGUUUGAAAUUUGAAGUGUGCAAAGAACUAAGAAACCACAUGGAGCUUCUUCCAAAGACUGGUUUCAUCCAAGCUCAGUCAUCCUUCAGUGUACAGCUCAAGUUCAUACCAAGACAUUCUCUUUUUGAAGAUGCCAGUGAAUAUUUUGAUAAAGAGACCGGAGUAUUGGAGGUCCCUGUGACAAUAUCAGUGGUUGAUCAGACCCGACCUGUUAUCUUUACUGUUCAUGCUAUUGUGACCACAUCAGACCUGGAAAUCAACCCUACUGAAGUGGAUUUUGGGUACUGUACAAUCUUUGAGUCAGUUCAGACAUCUAUUCAAUUAACAAACAAGUCUAUCCUGUCCCAGGAGUUUGGAUUUGUGGGAAUCCCAGAGUAUGUAGAUAUUCAACCCAACGACGGUUUUGGAACGCUGCUUCCCUUGGAGACAAUGACUCUGGAUAUCAUAUUUAAAGCCCCAAAAGCCGGAGAAUACAGUUGUGACCUGACAUGCAAAUCGGCUAUCAAUAGGCAAUUCAAGGUCUCCUGUAAAGCCAUAGGGGUCCACCCUCCUCUUGAACUGUCUCAUUCCUUUGUCCAGUUUCCAGGAACAGCCUUAAAUGAUAUCUCCAUUGCCACCUUGUAUGUCGUCAAUUCCCACGUUAGUUGCAAUGAAUUCACUCAUCCUGUACCAAGGAUUGGCAAAGGAGAGAUUGCACCUGUUGGACCUACAUCAUUUCAGUUUAUGGUACCUGAGGAUUCGGCCAUCGCAGUAUCACCAGCGGUUGGCUCUGUUUUACCUGGCAAGCGGUGCCUAAUCCAGGUUUCCUUUAAACCAACCCUUCACGAUAAGGAAAUCAGGGAGGAAGCAAUGAGGAUGCUUCAACUGGCAGUGGAGACCAGAUCACUACUUGAUAAACAAGCUCCUGUGGCUGUGGAAAGUGAAGACCUGUGCAAGAAAGAGAAGAGAAAAGCAUCUUCAAAGAAGGACAAGCAAAAACAGCUUGCAUCUCCUAAACCAGUUCAAAAAUCUCCCAAACCGGCAGACAAUCCUACCCCAGAGCUCCCCAAGAUAGAAGAUAUAAAAGAAGAUUCUGAUGAAUACACAGCUGCAAGACUGUCCAUCUACAAAAGGUUUAUGGGCAAGUUUGACAAAUAUGUUAUACCUUGCUGCGUUGCCAGCUGUGACAUCAGUAAACAGAAAGGAAAUGAAAGCCCUAACUUCAGUCUGCAUAAUACCCUGUACCUCGAUCUGCUCUGCCCUGCCAUUGCACCUCCUCUGAUUGUCACUUCCGAAAAUGGACGCCAUCUCAUCAAUUUUGGAGCAGCUGCAAUAGGUCAAAAGUCAGUAAAGACAAUUUCAUUACAGAACAUUUCAGCUGAGUCCUUGGAACCCCGUUUCUCAAUUUUGAACCCCUGUGGUCCUUUCGCAUUGCUCAAUCCCAUUGGUAUUGUGGAGCCUGGAGCAAGCUGUCAUCUGUUUAUUGCCUUUGAACCUGAGGAGAGUAAAACUUUCUUUGAAAAUCUGGAAGUUCGCACUCGGCAAGCAACGGUGUCAUUGAGUAUUAAAGGGCAAGGACUGGCGCCUUCUCUGACAUGCACGGUGGAUGGAGGAGUAUUAAACAUGGGCUAUGUCUUGGCUAAAGACCACACCACAGUAUCAUUUAAGUUACAUAACACAUCAACAAUUCCAGUGAAUUAUACUAUUAAACAGGGAAGUCUGUCUGUAACUCGAUACGAGGAGCUUCAAAAACUUCCAAAUUUUAUUCAUUCGGAAAAACCAGCACCCAACUUUGUUGGACCUCAGAAUUACAAUGGACAAAGUGUUUUCAGCGCAUCGCCUGUAGAGGGAACCAUUCAGCCAAACAAAACUGAAGACAUUUCAGUUUCUUUCUCUCCAGACCAUGAGAGUGUGCAUUUCUCUGACAUCCUCAUGGUGGAGCUCUUCUGCAAGCACAUAGCUCAUUCCAUCCAGCUGAAAGGUGCCUCCAGGAAUCACAUCAUGUAUAUCGAAGGAGGAGAUCCAGUGGUUGUCCCUAUCGAGUCACUCUGCACUUUCCCAGCGAAAGAAGGAGAUGCAGAUGAACCAGCAAAUACACUUCUCGUGACCCUGCAGUGUGCCCAGACGGAGGAGGAACUGAGGCCCGCUGUCAGGGAGCUGCACGUCGGCUGCAUACGCACAUUGUUAUCGUCGGCUAAAAAGAAUGUGGAAUUCUCAUGGGACAACGUGCCGCUACUGCAACAGAAAGGAUUCACCAUUGAGCCAGGGAAAGCCUUAGUGGAUGCUGGUCAGAAGAAACCCAUAUCUAUUACUUGGAUCCCACCUGCUGGAUAUGAUCCAGACAAACCUGAAACCACCACAGCAAAACUGACGUUGAAAGGUGAUAUUACGGAAACAUACCAGAUUAUCUUCUGCACACAAGUCGUGUCAUUAUAAGGUGUCCUCUGAGUAAGAAAACAACAGUGCAAAGUCACAAUGAUCUGUU
Molecule: messenger RNA, 5120 nt
Organism: Nanorana parkeri
Lineage: Eukaryota; Metazoa; Chordata; Amphibia; Anura; Dicroglossidae
Gene: CFAP74
Product: cilia and flagella associated protein 74
Exons: 39
Coding region: 11-5071 (1686 amino acids)
Source: RefSeq, a predicted model, not a curated record